Molecule: messenger RNA, 7843 nt
Organism: Salvelinus fontinalis (brook trout)
Lineage: Eukaryota; Metazoa; Chordata; Actinopteri; Salmoniformes; Salmonidae
Gene: tarbp2
Product: TAR (HIV) RNA binding protein 2
Exons: 8
Coding region: 5444-6208 (254 amino acids)
Biological process (GO): regulation of miRNA processing; regulation of viral transcription; regulation of siRNA processing
Cellular component (GO): RISC-loading complex
Molecular function (GO): pre-miRNA binding; double-stranded RNA binding; siRNA binding
Source: RefSeq, a predicted model, not a curated record
UUUCAUUCUGUUCUGUCUUAGCUAGCUACCUACAACUAUACCAAAUGGACUGGUUUAUCAUCUGCUUAUGUAGUAGAAUUAACACACUGCAUCAAUACAGGUACCUGCUGGUCACUAGUCAAAUAUAUAUUUUAUACUGUAGUAGCCAUAGAAUUAGGAAUUUGAGUACUAGAAUUGACAUGGCCUGUCUUAUGAUGGGAUAAAGGUCAGAUAUUUUGGUCAGGGAGUUGGUCAACCCUGGUUUACCAGUGCUGUAAUAAGAUAUUGUGUAAAAUAAUGAUUUUAAGAAUUUAUCUGUACUCUUUGUUAGCUAGCCAGCCAAUUUCAGAGGAAUAAUUCCAUAUCUUAAUGAAAUGAACUGCCAAGAUGCCAACAUUCAUUUUCAAAGAAUACAGUGAGUCAAUAGGCAUUUCACGCCCCCAAAAGACCACUUCCUUCCACGCCGAGCAGUGUGUGACGAUAUCCGGUUGUCUGUAGUCUACUGCGAAAUUCAAACAUUGGAGUUUACCCAGUCACUGCUCAAUUUGCCCAAGUUUGGCAUUAGUCAUGUGGCUAUUGUUCACGAACAUUCCCAGACGAAGAGAUCUGAACUUCAUAAAAAGGAUACAAGUUCUUCCACAAAGAAUAUCUUCAACGAUCAAGGUAAGUUAGUACUUGAAGUGACCUGUUGAGAUAGAUAGCUAGCUAACGAUAGCUAAGACGUUACCAAAUUGGUUAGUGCUAACAUGAGUUAGCUAACGUUACUUAAGAUUUGUCAGACUUAGUUAACGUUAAUAAGUUAGCUAGCUAUUUGGCCAGCCACUGUAAUCUAUUUGUUUCUCGCUAGCUAGAGCCGUCUCAGUAACGUUAAGAGUAGCAAUGGUAAACUGAUGCAUACAUCAAUUUAAUGUUUGUCACCUAACGUUCUUUCCUGCUCUGUUCUUCUGAAUAUGCAUUGUGACACAUGGUAGACCAGGAGGGGGCAGUGGUAGUCUGGGCAAGGUGUCACAUGUGAAUGAGGAGCUCUAGUCGCUGCAGGUUAGAGAGAUGAUAGGCAGUUUAAUUGCUUAGUGUUGCAGUGGUUAGUUUACCUGUGUUGUUUAAAAGAAUCAAACUCUGUAUCUGUUCACUGUAGGCAUAGUUCCUUUGUUACUGAUCUGAAGCUGGAUAACAACAUGUUGUAUAGUCCACUUUUAUUACAGUUCGUCUUAUGUUUUUAAUGUCAGAAGUGAAGAGAAGCAAACAUGACCUUGCUGCUGCAGAUGAUCAAAAACAUUGUAUGAUGACCCCCCCCCCCCCUACAUGUUAUUUUAGGUUACAUUGCAAGCACCCAAGAAGCCUGUCAUCGUCAACGGCUUGUCUUGUUCAGCUGAGGGCGUUUUGUGCAAUAUGGUGACUCUACUCUUCCAGGCUGCACAUUACACCACACUGGGGUUGUAGACUGUCAGCACCAUUGCCUUGCACGGAGGGCAUUUGUUCAGAGCCCAUAGGAUGAAAUGGUUCUGAGGAAGCCAAGGACAUCAGGCAAGAGUGGCAUAAAACCCACUCUUUACCAAGCAUUCCCUGGCCCCUUCCUGACAUUACUGUGUCUGCUGGACCAAGUUUGAGGAACAUGUGACCACAGCCUGCCAUUGCCACAGUGCUGCAUGGACUCUGGGUGACUCUAGAUUUGGUCCAAUGCUCCAUGGGUCAGUGCUGUCACAUCAUUGUCCCCCAACUGUCACCAGAGAUUCUAAAACACCCAGAUGCUCCUCUAUUCCUCCAGCUCUCAGUAAAAUAAAGUAAAUUGUACAGUAAUUUAAACUUUGUCCCUACUUGCACUCAGUUUUACCACUUGGAGAGCUUAAAGGUGUCACCAGCAUUGUCAUCUGCUAUUGAGAAGGACACAGUCGAGCAGUCUGUCUGUCCACUAUGGAAGGAAAUGAGGAAACCAUGUGUGAUUGCUCGCCAGUUUAGGGAGGCAUGCCAGGUGCGUGGGGAGUCAUCUAGCCAGGCCCUAGCCAUGAGAAUGCUUCGAGGUGAACGGCAAACCGGAGCUAUGCGAAGGGGUCUUGAGCUUAAGCCAGAGGUUCUCCAGAACUACUCUCAAUGAUUUGAUGUCUCAGUCAAACGUUGUGGUUUCGUUGUGCACCCAGAUGCACCCCAUCUCGGGGCAAACCAUGAUGAGAAAGUUUAUGGCCCUUCUGCAGCGCCGCCCUUCAGGCUAGCUGAGAUCAAGUGCCUGAUGUUGAGUGUAACUGAUGUGAAGCACAUUUCAGUUUGUCAAUGGCCAGGCCAAGCUCAAACACAGCCACAAAUAUCACUAGCAAGUCCAGGGUCAACUGCCUGUAACCAUUUUAGUUUGGUACGACUUCACUACAAGCACUAGAAGUGCCAUUACAGUAGAGAGUUUGGAGAGAUGAUUCUUUAGUGACAGAGAUGAGAGGAACCUGACCUCUUCUACACCUACAGGGAUGUUUAGAUAACUCAUCAAAGUUGUAUGUAGAUGAAUUUUCAUUUUGAAUUAAAGAAUUGUUUUGUUCUUUGUCUUUCCUGUGUGGCUCAGGUGGUAGAGCAUGGGGCUCAUAACGCCGGGGUUAUGGGUUCGAUUCCCACGGGGGAACCAGUACACAAGUAUCAAUGUAUGCACUCACUACUGUAUGUCGCUCUGGAUAAGAGUCUGCUAAAUUAACAUUGAAUUGGAGUGAGUUACUGAUUAAAUUGUGAUUUAUUUUAUGACUUAACAUGUCACAUAAUAAAUGUAUUUAUUUAAUCAAAUCUUCAAAUAAAGUUCUCUCUUUAACAAACACUACAUCCCAAAAACAUUCUUAUUCAUUAAACUAUUUAUCAGUACAUAUUCAAUAUCAAAAAUAUCCCAAAUUCAUAUCUUGUCUGAACAGAUCAAUAAAAAUAAAACAGACGUACACAGGUUUAAAGCUGUUAUUUAUCAUGAUCUAAUUAAAUGAACUCAAAUCAUUAUUUUGUGUGUGCACUGCCGUGCUUGAGCAUGUUUUCACACUGGCUGAUCACCCUUGAGACCCAGAGGUCCCUGGUAGUUCACCAAUAAGCAGCAGUUCUUCCACAGUUGAUUGACAGCCUACCAGAGUGAGUGGGAUAAUCUUAUCCCAGAUAUAGUACUCUCUACUAGCAUACUGACGUGCAUUGACUUGCUUUCGCUCUUGUCCUUCCACGUAAGUGGAGUUGCUCUCUUCAAUGGGGGAAUGAUGAGCGUUGCCCCCACAUCUGACAGCAUCCUCUCUGAUGAACCUCUCGUCUUCCAUGCAUCCAUCACCAGGCUCGGAUUCCAGAGAGACCCGUGAUCUCCUGAUCAGUGAAAAGUUUGGAUACAAAAGUGAUGCCUCAACGAGGUGCAAUCCCAAUCAGGCACAUCUCAGAUCUGUGCAGUCCAGGUUACCUCUGACCUCUGGACAGUGCACCUGGAACUGAUCCUAUGGCAUCUAAAUGGGCGCAAAGCCCGAGACAAGAUGCAGGUUGUUGGUCCAGGUUAUUAUAAUGCGGAUCAUUUGAAGGGACACUCACGCCAAAGAUGUCCGCCAACACCUUCUCCAGCCCAGCUGCUACUCGACAGCAUUACAGAAAUAACUUGUCAAUGAGUGGCAGUUUUCUGUUGGCUUGGUGUUGCGCUUCCCAUUCCAGUCUUCUGGGCCUUGGGCCAGUAGAUUCAUACUGGAGGGUUAGAGGGGGCUAAUGGACUCCCAGAACACCAUGACGAUCUUCUCUGAGUGGAACCGGCUAUAGAACCUGAAGUCCUCAUUGGCUGCACAGAAUCUUUUGGAACUGGAGGUGUCCAAAAAGCUGUUGGACUUGUAGCUCUUGUUCCUUGAUUCCACCCAAUGCAACAUUCAAUGCACCUAUUUAUAUUGAACAACAAAAAAUAUAAUUAUCUAAGUACAACAUGAACAAUUUCAACGAUUUUACUGAGUUCAGUCAAUUAAAAUAAAUACAUUAGGCCUUAAUCUAUGGAUAUCACGUUACUGGGCAGGGGCACGUCCAUGGGUGGGCCUGGGAUUGCGUAGGCCCACCCAAUUGGGAACCAGGCCCAGCCAAUCAGAAUGAGUUUUUCCCCACACUAGCUUUUAUUACUGACAGAAAUGCUCCUCGGUUUCAUCAGCUGUCCGGAUGGCUGGUCUCAGAUGAUCCCGCAGGUGAAGAAGCCAGAUGUGGAAGUCCUGGGCCGGUGUGGUUACACGUGGUCUGCAGUUGUGAGGCGGGUUGGACGUACUGCCAAAGGAGGCUCUUAAGUUGGAGCGCAGAGUGGGAGAAGAGACGCAACCUGGCUAGCCAGUUAGCUUGAUGCAGCUAAUGUAAUACCUGAACUAUAGCAACUCUUUGCAGAACUGUAACGCUGCACUACAACACAUCAUCAACCAUCUGGAAAACUUAAGUUCACGUUACUCACCAGGGAGAGGAGGGCAGGCUUAGUCAUGGGACACUGCAGUCAGUGCAGAGGGACCAACACUUGUCAAUAGCUGAGACAUCCACCUCCUGUUCCCGGACAUUAGUUCCCAGUCACAAACUUGCUCUAUCAAAGGGAGAGACCCAAGAAUGCAGGCAUCCUCCCCAGUUGUUCCAGGAGAACCGACAGGGAACGGUCCCCAUCAGAUGUUGGCCAGGUUAAAAUGCAGGCUAUUGACUAAAGGUGCUCCCAUGUAUAAAAAAAAUAAAAAAAAUGAAGUCUGGGCCCUCAUCUGUUCUAAUUGCUGUCACUUAAAGUCUUAUCCUUUGGGGAAGUUGUGGAAGCUGAGAUGUUUUUGUUCUGGCAGAAAAAAGGGGGACACUACAGUAGCAUCGAGAGGAUUGUGCUGCCAUUAAGCUAGCUUGCUAACUCUGCGCUGUUGCUAGCAACCUUAGCAUAAACCGCAACAACGUUCCAUUCCAACAAGUCAAUGCACAGCCAUAUGCUGGCUGAAAUCAGUUGCUGAUAGGACAGACAAGUUGUAAAUGCAACAUGUACUGAUAUUGUAUCAUAUAGCACUCACAGCUUUCCAAGGAAACAAAAAUUGACAUUUAUGGUUUGUUUACAUAUAUUUGAGGCUAUUUGUACAGAAAUGGUAUAAAACCCGUAUGAAUUGUAUUUAUAAUUAGUGCCGUCAAAGUAUUCACACCCCUUGAUUUUAUUUCACAUUUUGUUGUCACAGCCUGAAUUCAAAAUGGCUGCCAAUAUGGCUUCCAUUUUCACCGCAUUCUGAAACUGAGGGUUUGACAUAAUCCCUCUAAUUUAAUAGGAUCUCUAUGGUAGUAGCAUGGCAGGAUCUCCAAGUGUUGCACUCAAUAGUGUCUGCGCUGCAACACUACCAAUCUUUUUGUUCCAGGUAACACCCCAGUGUACGACCUGCUCAAGGCCGAGGGCCAGGCGCACCAACCCAACUUUACGUUCCGCGUGUCCGUGGGAGAGAUCAGCUGCACCGGCCAGGGGCCCAGCAAGAAGGCUGCCAAACACAAGGCAGCAGAGGCCGCCCUGAAGAUGAUGAAAGGAGGGCUAGGGGGACCAGUGGUGCUGGGAGAAGGAUUGGGAGAAGGGUUUAUUGGGGUGGAAGAGCCUUUGGAUGGGGACAGUUCUCCGUCAGAGAUGAAGACUUCAGGAAGUGGCACGUCUCAGCAGUCAGAAUGCAACCCUGUGGGAGCUCUGCAGGAGCUGGUGGUUCAGAAAGGCUGGCGCCUGCCAGAGUACACCGUGACCCAGGAAUCGGGUCCUGCCCACCGCAAGGAGUUCACCAUGACAUGCCGGGUCGAGAGAUUCGUUGAAAUUGGCAGUGGCACAUCGAAGAAGCUAGCCAAGCGGAAUGCAGCAGCUAAGAUGUUGUCCAGGAUACACGAUGUUCCUGUAGACCUGAGAAGCAGCCACGAGACUGAGCCUGAGGAUGACACUUUUAUCAUGAACAUGGGCAGCAGGGUGGAGGCAGGGAAGUGUAAAGGUCUGGGCUGUACCUGGGACUCUCUGAGGAACUCUGCUGGGGAGAAGAUUCUGCAGCUGAGGAGCCACCCUCUGGGCAUGCCCAGCUCUGACUUCUGCUCUCUGCUACACGACCUCUCAGAGGAGCAGCGCUUUGACAUUAGCUACCUCGACAUAGAGGAGCACAGUCUGAGCGGACUGUGCCAGUGUCUGGUAGAGCUAUCCACUCAGCCAAUCACAGUGUGCCACGGCUUCGCACCCAAUCAGGACGCUGCCCGCGCCAGCGCAGCUCACAAUGCACUGCAGUACCUCAAAAUCAUGGCUGGGGGGAAGUGACCGUCUCCCAGACCGGCCUCUCUCCAUGGCAACGACCUAGACCCUGAUCAUGUGACACAUCCACCUCGGAGGGUGGAAACAUCUUCCAACCAAUGGUGGUUAGGGGAAGUGACCAUUGAUUGACCCAGAAUUACCCAUGAUGUGGGAAUUGAGAAUUGUCCCCACACAUCCCUGUAGCCCUAUCUGGUCUGUUCAUUCCUAAAUGCCCCCUGAAGAUAUCCCACAUAGCCCUAGAUAAUUUGUCCCUAUGCCCUGAAGAUAUCCCACAUAGUCCUCGAUGUCCUCUUGAUUGGCUACACUGGCCAUUUAUUUGGAUGGUCAGUCACCCACCUGCUCUGCUGUUACGUGCCUAGAGAGAUACUCUGCAGAGAAAAGGGCAAAAUACAUUUUACAACAACCCCCAUUUGACUGUAGCCUCUUUCUCUAGUUGCCACAUCUACAAUGAUUGACUUUGGUUGCCUUUUCAUUAGCUAGUACUUUGUCGUCAACCAAAAAUAUACCCCCCGUUGAAGAAGUCUUGGCCUGAAUGAAGUCUGAUUUUGGACAUUGAACGACAUGAGUUCUUAAAUUGGAGACUUGUGUACUUUUAUUGACAAGUUGACAAGAUCCAGCCCAUCUGUCUGUCUUGUCAUUUUUUGUGUUUAGUAAUUUGCCUUUUAGAAGAGUCAUCUGAUAACUGUUAAAAGGUGUACAUUUUAAAUUAUGAUUGCUUAACAUCUGAAAUGCAAAAUGUUAUUUUGAGUUUUGGAAUUACAUUUAACAUUGUGUACUUUACCAUUGAAUUUCUUUUGUCAGACCUCACAAAACCCCGUUUGAAAUUGUGAAUGUAUUACUGUGAUCUAAAAAUACACAUUUUAAGAUGUCAAAAGUGAAUCGCUGUUUGAGUAGCUGAUUGCUCUCGUAAAACCGUGUCAAUGGCCCUUCAAUUAAUUGAUAUUAUCACUUUCCCUCAACUGUGGUUGUUCAUAAUGUCUGAAAUGGACCAUCUAAUUAGCCUGUGUGCCAGUCUGUUCAUGGUCUCUUACCCACUACUUAUGGAAUUGCAAUGUUAAACAAUGACAAUAGAGUAGGCCAAAAAGCACAAACAGAUCUGGGACCAGGCUAGCAUCUAAUUGAGAUGGAAUUGUAUCGCUGCAUUUAAUAUAGUAGAUCAUCUAAGUUGGAUUCUCCUAAUCUGACUAAUCUGCUCCUCAUCUACCUCCUGUUACACGCUAAUGGUAUAGCCCGAACUCUCUAUCGUCCAGUGUUUACUCCCACCACUUCAGAGAGUCAAGGUUUCAUAUGGGACGUUGAGUCAAGAAUAGUAUUGGUGUAAUGAGUGUCUGAAGUAUACUGGCUGUAGUAGGGUGACACUAGGUUGCUGCUACAUCUCAUGAUGAGCAAGCAGUGAGAGAAACGCAAUGUACCGCACACCUCUGAUUUCAGAUUAGUUGGGUUAAAUGCGGAAGACUCAUUUCAGUUGUACAACUGACUAGGUAUCCUCUUAUUUCCCCUUUUCCAAUGUUUGACGAUUUUGUGGAAAGUGUUGUUGCCCAUAUACAUAGGCCACGUUUCAGUUCGACUAUCGCGGUUUUGCUUUGUUCCUUUUUGAUUAAAAUACUUGAUUUCAGUGCAAAUAAAUGUUUUUUGAAAUCA